This is a messenger RNA of Malania oleifera, 905 nucleotides long. RefSeq lists its product as uncharacterized. The transcript is spliced from 2 exons. Bases 103 to 594 code for a protein of 163 amino acids. The record is from RefSeq and is a predicted model, not a curated record. NCBI's taxonomy places the organism in Eukaryota, Viridiplantae, Streptophyta, Magnoliopsida, Santalales, Ximeniaceae.
AUUCCUCAUUUAUCCACUUCAUUUCUUCAUUAUCUUUUUCUUCGGUUUUAGGGUUUCUUCUCUCUCUUCCUUAAAGUCGUUCUCAGGUUUCUUUGAGCUCCAAUGGCGCUGGAGGUUCAGAACGGGGGUGCGAACGGAGGAGAAUCGAAGGCCGUGACCUUUUCGGCGCUGAAGCCUCAGCUCUUCGUGCAGGCUCCGAAGGCCUCCGACGCCCUGCAGUUUUACAAGGCUGCUUUCGGGGCUGAAGAGGUCAGCCGUACCAUGCACCCCAAGAGGAAGGCAGACCAGGAGCAGCCUCUCAUUCUCUCGGCUCAGGUCAAGCUUGGAUCGACUGCUUUCCUCGUCUCUGACGUCGUCGAUGAUUCUGUUUCUCAGGCCAAGCCGGAAGGAGUAGUUUUUGCAUUCUGCCUGGAGACUGAGGAUGUCGAAGCCGCGCUCUCCAAGGCGGUGGCGGCCGGCGCCGUCCAGGACGGCGAGAUCACGGAGGGCGAAGGCCCGUGCUGCGGCGGGCGCGUGGGCAAGGUCGCUGACCCCUACGGCUUCACCUGGGUCAUCUGCUCUCCUGCGAAGGAGUGCGUCGACGUGGAUGCCUAGACGCCGUCUGAUGGAGAUAUUAACUCGACUGUCCGAUUUUCUCUCCGUUCCAUGCAGUGGUGGUGGGCCCUGUAGGGAAUUAGGGCAAAAAAAAAAAAAAAAAAAAUUAGGCCUUUGUCCUAUUUUAAUAGGGUUAGGAUGCUUGGAGUGAUAGAUGGCUUUUUAAUUUUUGAAAGAAGUUGGAAUGAAGUUGGAAUAUUAUUACCGACGACUUUAUUUGCUACUGUUACUAGUGUUUGGUACUGUUGGUAGACAGGUAGUAUUUUGCCAAUCUGAAUUUAUCUAAAUUUAAAAUUUCCUAUUGCGAUUAA